AUUUUUGGAUAUCAGUCACGUAACGGAUAUUUCCUUAUUGAUAUGCGAUUAUCGCGCAUGCGCACGUACUGCUGCACACCACUAAGACAAUGGACACAUUUUCUUUUGCAUAAAUUAAGCCGCCAAGCAAACAAAUAGGGAGGGAAUCCGAAGGCCAGAUAAUAAAGAAUUUCAACGAGUCGAAGCCACCGCAAACAUGCUUAGAAUAAAACCAACAAGAACCUAGCAGCAGCAAUAAAAAGAAAGGAAACCGCUGAGGAAAACUACCAGCCAGCGAAAACAAUUGCAACAUGCGGGAGGGAGAGGAGACCACCUCGAUCAGGUAGCUAUGGUCACAGGAUCCUAGCAAACACCAUUACCGAGAACCGCAGAGACCCGUUCGGUUCGGAUCGGUUCGAUCGGUUCGGCACGUUCGGAUUAUACCUCGUAAAAGUUUCUUCCGUUCGAUCGUUACUUUCAGUUGUUUGCGCACAUUCAAGCCAAUCGGUUGUCUUCGCUCGAUUCCUCCCACAAACUUGACGGAUUACGCUGGAGGACACUUAAAGUAAAAGAUAGGAAUUCAAAGGAAACGAAACCCUGGCAGAUCUAAUAUUCUGACCGCAACUGUAUAUCCAUACAUGUUUGUGCCCAUCUAAAUACGAUCUCUUGGUGGCUGUUGAACUCAAGAGAAUCCACUUGAACCAUGGCAAAAGUGCUGAUCACGCUGAUGAUCAUUGCGUUCGUCUCGGCGGCUCCGGAACUGGGAUGCGAUUUUGGCCAUCACCGCUGUAAAAUUGAUGUCACUAUGGAGAACAGUGCCCGCGAACGGCACCUCCUCUCCGACAUGGAUAUCACGCUGCAGUGCAUCCGACCAAUGGCCAAAUGGUUCUACCAGGAUAAAUUCAAACUCAAGAGUUUUUAUUUGCGCCUGGAACGAGCUCAGUCUGGGGAUUCUGGGAACUAUGCCUGCCUGGAUAGUCAAAACAGAUGGCACAAUAUCUCUCUGAUUGUGGGCUAUAAGGAACCAGUCGGCAAUGACAUAGCCAGCUUUGCCAAGGUGGAAGCUGCACCCGAGUCUGAUCUCUUCUUUCAGCCCCUGAAUGAAAGCCGGUCCCUGAAGUUGCUACAACCACUGCCCAAGACCGUCCAACGAACGGCGGGUGAUUCCUUCCAGCUGAGCUGCAGUCCCACGGAUCCGGAGGCGACUGGAGUGAAUAUAUCCUGGCUGCACAAUGACACCCAAAUCCAGGGUGGUCGUGGUCGGAUCAAGCUCAAGCGGUGGUCACUGACAGUGGGCCAACUACAGCCGGACGAUGCAGGAAGCUACCAUUGUGUACUCUGUUUGGAUCAGGACUGCCAGAGGAGUAAUCCCACCGCGCUGAAGGUGGUUAGCCAGAGUCACACAGUGCCUAUGCUAAAGCCGGGAUAUCCCCGAAAUGCAAGCAUUGCCCUAGAGGACAAUGUGAGCUUUGAGUGUCUCCUGGAGGACUCUGCCCUGGAGCCGAAGAUCACCUGGUUGCACAAGGAAAACGUUGACAACAUUGAUGACGUUUUGCAGCGGUUAAGAGAGCAAUCCCAGCUUCCGGUGGACUUUAGCCGCAUGACCACCUGGGUGGACGAGCCGCAGGUGCUUCGUCUGGGAAAUGUCCUCAAGGAGGAUGGUGGUUGGUACAUCUGCAUUGCCGAGAACCAGGUCGGACGCACUGUGGCCGCAGCCCAUCUGGACCUGUAUAGCCCUCCUGACACCACCACGGCCCGAGGAACCACUAGCACCACGCCGGGCACACCAGCACCCACUCCCUCCACCAACGACGAUCCCGAUGAGGAGGCCGAUAAUGCGGCAGCGGAUGGAACUGUUGGCGAGGGUCCACCCGUGUUUAGAAAAGAUUUAAAACGUCUCCAGCACUCAUUGUCUGGAAAUACAGUGACCCUGGCCUGUCCCGUCUCCGGCAAGGCGAACAUCACGUGGACGAAGGACAAGAAACCUCUGAACCGAGAACUCGGCGUCUAUAUACAGAAGAACUGGACACUGCGCUUCGUAGAAGCCACCAGCGAGGAUUCUGGAAAAUAUACCUGCGAAGUGUGCAAUGCCUGGGGCUGCAUCCACUUUGACUUCAGUGUUCAGGUCAACGACCGCACACGAUCCGCACCCAUUAUCGUUGUGCCGCAGAACCAGACCGUGAAAGUGAAUGGCAGCUUGGACAUGAAGUGCACCGUCUAUUCCGAUCUGCAUCCCACUGUCAGCUGGAAAAGGGUUGUGCUCAGGAAUGGCUCGCUGGACGGUGUUAAAUCUGUGGAGGUCCAAAGUCUCAAUUAUACGGUGACGAACGACUCCGUGGUUUUGGCUCUACGCAAUGUGACCUACGACCAGGAGGGCUGGUACACCUGCUUGGCAUCGAAUGCCCUGGGCAGAAGCAACUCCAGUGUCUACCUAAGGGUAGUGAGCCCUCUGCCGCCCUUGGAGAUCUACGCCCUGCUCCACGCCCAUCCACUCGGGUUCACAUUGGCUGCCAUUACUGUCGUGGCCCUGUUCCUGUUUGGCAGUGCCUUUAUAACGUUCAUGAUGCGCCGAUUGCGGCGGGAGAAGCUUCUGAAGCUCCGCAUCGAAACGGUACACCAGUGGACCAAGAAGGUCAUAAUCUACCGGCCUGGUGGAGACGAGGGGAGUGGCUGCAGCUCCGGGGAUCUGCAGAUGCCGGUAAUCAGGAUCGAGAAGCAGAGAACAACCGUUUCCACAACGGGAACUGGCGGUGCUGAUCCCGCCCAAGGAUUCAACGAGUACGAGUUCCCGCUGGACUCCAACUGGGAGAUUCCCAGGCAGCAUCUCAGCCUAGGCUCCAUCCUGGGCGAGGGCGCCUUUGGACGCGUGGUUAUGGCGGAGGCGGAAGGUCUGCCCCGGAGUCCACAGCUGGCCGAGACCAUUGUGGCCGUUAAGAUGGUCAAGGAGGAGCACACGGAUACGGACAUGGCCAGCUUGGUGCGCGAGAUGGAGGUGAUGAAGAUGAUUGGCAAGCAUAUAAACAUCAUCAACUUGCUGGGCUGCUGCAGCCAAGGAGGACCACUCUGGGUAAUCGUGGAGUUUGCUCCUCACGGCAACCUCAAGGAUUUCCUCAAGCAGAACCGACCUGGUGCUCCACAGCGGCGCAGCGAUAGCGAUGGCUAUCUGGACGACAAGCCGCUGAUUCCAGCACAGCAACUGGGCGAAAAGGAGCUCACCAAGUUUGCCUUUCAAAUCGCUCGCGGAAUGGAAUACCUCGCCUCACGAAGGUGCAUCCAUCGCGAUUUAGCCGCCCGCAAUGUCCUCGUUAGCGAUGGCUACGUGAUGAAAAUCGCCGACUUCGGCCUGGCGAGGGAUAUCCAGGAUACGGAGUACUACCGCAAGAACACCAACGGACGGCUGCCCAUCAAGUGGAUGGCGCCCGAGUCGCUGCAGGAGAAGAAGUACGACUCCCAGAGCGACGUGUGGAGUUACGGAGUACUGCUUUGGGAGAUUAUGACCUACGGGGAUCAGCCAUACCCACAAAUCCUGUCAGCCGAGGAGCUCUACAGCUAUUUGAUAACGGGUCAGCGCAUGGAGAAACCGGCGAAGUGCUCCCUGAACAUCUACGUGGUAAUGCGACAGUGCUGGCACUUCGAGUCCUGUGCCAGGCCCACAUUCGCGGAGCUCGUGGAGAGCUUCGACGGGAUCCUGCAGCAGGCGAGCAGCAACCCGAACGACGCCUACCUGGACCUCUCCAUGCCCAUGCUGGAGACGCCGCCCUCAUCGGGGGAUGAGGACGAUGGCUCCGAAGCCGAAACAUUCCGGGAGACCUCUCCGCUUAGAUACCAGUACACCUAUAAGUUUAAUUAGUCCCUAGUCUUAGGAAAUCAAGUAAUUCCGACGAGUCAAUCAGAUCCCAUCGAUGCAUCGCUAACCACAACUUCAUUGCCUUUCAUCUUAGAAAUUGCCAAAGAAAAGUUGAAGCAGGAACUUAUAAUCGAGUUAUUUGAAAUCAUAAGGAUUACCAAUGUCCUAAAAUGUAUGUAAUUAUAUUUUGUUUAUAUUUUAAAAUAUUUUAAGUAAACAAGAGUUCAUUUCAGUUAUGCUUCACCACCAAUGGAAAAAGUACCAGGACGUUUUCAGCCAAGGCAUUGCGCUAUUGGCUUAUAAGCAAAGACUUAAUUAGUUUAGCAUUCCCAUUAUCUUUAAUUGUAAUUUGAUUCUUUGUAUGUCGGCAAUGUUUUGUUUGAGGUUUUUGGGUAUUGUAUAUUUCAUAAUUCUUUUGUUGAGGCAAUAAAAACGAACUUGUUUUAAUAAUA
Messenger RNA from Drosophila rhopaloa, 4278 nucleotides. RefSeq names its product fibroblast growth factor receptor homolog 2. The coding region runs from base 683 to 3829 and encodes 1048 amino acids. Gene Ontology annotation, biological process: multicellular organism development; protein phosphorylation; positive regulation of kinase activity. NCBI's taxonomy places the organism in Eukaryota, Metazoa, Arthropoda, Insecta, Diptera, Drosophilidae. The record is from RefSeq and is a predicted model, not a curated record. The transcript has 3 exons. Gene Ontology annotation, molecular function: ATP binding; transmembrane receptor protein tyrosine kinase activity. Gene Ontology annotation, cellular component: signaling receptor complex.